GCGCUCUCAGGGUUAGCUCAGCUCUCCACCCCCAGGAAGGCCAGUCCAGAGGCGGGCCCUGCCUUUGCCAGGUGGUAAAUACACCGUCCAGCACCUCCCCAGGCUUCUCAUCCCAGUCUUCUUCCUCACCACCACAACUGUGACCACGAUCAACCAUGACAACCUACACCAACAAAGGACCAAAGCCUGAGAGAGGCCGGUUCCUCCAUUUCCACUCUGUGACCUUCUGGGUUGGCAACGCCAAGCAGGCUGCCUCCUUCUAUUGCAACAAGAUGGGCUUCGAACCGAUGGCCUACAGGGGCCUGGAGACUGGCUCCCGGGAGGUGGUCAGCCAUGUCAUCAAACAAGGGAAAAUUGUGUUUGUUCUCUGUUCUGCUCUCAACCCCUGGGACAAAGAGAUGGGCGACCACUUGGUGAAACAUGGCGAUGGGGUGAAGGACAUCGCAUUCGAGGUAGAAGACUGCGACCACAUUGUGCAGAAAGCCCGGGAACGGGGAGCCAAAAUUGUGAGGGAACCCUGGGUGGAAGAAGACAAGUUCGGGAAGGUGAAGUUCGCUGUGCUACAGACGUACGGAGAUACCACACACACCCUGGUGGAGAAGAUCAACUACACUGGCCGUUUCUUACCUGGAUUCGAGGCCCCAACAUACAAGGACACCCUACUCCCAAAACUACCCAGAUGCAACCUGGAGAUUAUUGACCAUAUUGUAGGCAACCAACCCGACCAGGAAAUGAUGUCUGCCUCGGAAUGGUACCUGAAAAACUUGCAGUUCCACCGUUUCUGGUCCGUGGAUGACACGCAGGUGCACACGGAAUAUAGCUCUCUGCGCUCCAUCGUGGUGGCCAACUAUGAGGAGUCCAUCAAGAUGCCCAUUAAUGAGCCAGCGCCGGGCAAGAAAAAGUCUCAGAUUCAGGAAUAUGUGGACUAUAAUGGGGGUGCCGGCGUCCAGCACAUCGCUCUCAAGACGGAAGAUAUUAUCACAACGAUCCGCCACUUGAGGGAGCGAGGCAUGGAGUUUUUGGCUGUUCCGGCUUCUUACUACAAGCUGCUGCGGGAAAAUCUCAAGACAGCCAAGAUCCAGGUGAAGGAGAACUUGGACGUGCUGGAGGAGCUGAAAAUCCUGGUAGACUAUGAUGAGAAAGGCUACCUCCUACAGAUCUUCACCAAGCCCAUGCAGGAUCGACCCACACUCUUCCUGGAAGUCAUUCAGCGCCACAACCACCAGGGGUUCGGAGCAGGCAAUUUCAACUCCCUGUUCAAGGCUUUCGAGGAGGAACAAGCCCUACGAGGCAACCUCACCGACAUAGAGACCAAUGGGGUGAGGUCGGGAAUGUAGGUCCCGCUCGCUCACACCCACAUCAUGCAAGGUGCUGGGUACAUCAGUCUUCUGACGUUUAAGGGACAACCACAGGGUUCCACUCAUGUCAUGGCCACGCCCCCUCAACUGCAAGGGUCCCACCUUGCCUGUUCCUUCCUGAUGAGUAAAGCCACCCAAC
Phodopus roborovskii (desert hamster) is the source of this 1497-nucleotide messenger RNA. It is a transcript of the gene Hpd, whose product is annotated as 4-hydroxyphenylpyruvate dioxygenase. The record is from RefSeq and is a predicted model, not a curated record. Bases 156 to 1337 code for a protein of 393 amino acids. Gene Ontology annotation, molecular function: 4-hydroxyphenylpyruvate dioxygenase activity. NCBI's taxonomy places the organism in Eukaryota, Metazoa, Chordata, Mammalia, Rodentia, Cricetidae. Gene Ontology annotation, biological process: L-tyrosine catabolic process. Gene Ontology annotation, cellular component: Golgi membrane; endoplasmic reticulum membrane. The transcript is spliced from 13 exons.